Molecule: messenger RNA, 480 nt
Organism: Postia placenta MAD-698-R-SB12
Lineage: Eukaryota; Fungi; Basidiomycota; Agaricomycetes; Polyporales; Adustoporiaceae
Exons: 5
Coding region: 1-480 (159 amino acids)
Biological process (GO): response to oxidative stress
Molecular function (GO): glutathione peroxidase activity
Source: RefSeq, a predicted model, not a curated record
AUGUCUACCUUCUACGAUCUCAAGGCCGAGCUGCCUGGCGGGAAGACAUACGACUUUAGCGAGCUGCGCGGCAAAGUUGUCCUCAUCGUUAAUGUCGCGUCCAAAUGUGGGUUCACCCCACAAUACAAAGGCCUCCAGACACUGUACGAGAAGCACAAGGACCAGGGCUUUGUCAUCCUCGGCUUCCCCUGCAACCAGUUCGGUGGCCAAGAGCCCGAGAACGAUGAGGCGAUCGGCCAAUUCUGCCAGCUGAACCACGGCGUAUCGUUCCCGUUGAUGAAAAAGUCGGACGUGAACGGCGACGGCGCCAACGACGUAUACAAGUACCUCAAGACCCAGAAGGCGGGAUUGUUGGGUCUCACAAGGAUAAAGUGGAACUUUGAAAAGUUCCUGAUUGACAAGAACGGGAACGUCGUGCAGCGCUGGGCGUCGACGACGUCGCCCGACGCGAUCGACGCUGAGGUCGCGAAGUUAUUGUGA